UGUCUCUGUUCGCUGUGGAAAGAAGCAUAAGCUAGAAGAAGAGGCAGAAAGUUGCCCUGUGCGGAAGAAGAGACUGACAGGAGCCAAAAAUUGCCCUUUGAACCCCAGCACUGAAGAAUGGAUUCUCUGUGCAGGUCAGCAGGCAGCUGGGGAGGUAGCAAGUCAGUGUGGUGGCAGCGGUCCUGAAACUGCCAUGUUAGAAAUUCCCUGUGAAGAAAUGGAUCAGACAAUGGGGGAACAGCAAUGCGAGGUUGCUCGCAGGAAGCUUCAGGAAAUUGAGGACAGGAUAAUUGAUGAAGAUGAGGAAGUUCAUGCUGAUGGAAAUGUUAGCAAUCUGCCCACUCUUAUCCUGUCAGAUACCCUUAAAAAAGGGAUGAAGAGGGAUUUUGGUGAAGUCCUGACAAAGAAAAUAAUAGAAUCUAUGAGCCGUCCUUCUAUGGAGCUGGUGCUUUGGAAACCUCUUCCUGAAUUUCUCACAGAUAAACUGAAGUCUGUUUCUGUUAAGAACUUCAAGCAGCAGCAUGCAGAAGGGUGUCAAGCUAAGCAGCCAGCACCAAGAGAUGCUUUUGACCCACAGACUGCAGUGUUCCCCGAAUCACAACAGACUGCCAUGUCUCCUGACCCAUACGCUGGUUUGGGAAUCUCUGCGUGUGCAGAAGAGGAAAUGGAGUUGUAGAUGCCAGAUUUCAGACUGGAAGUGGUGAGCUUUUGGUGGUUUUUUUGUUGCUGUUUCUUGAUUCCCUGUUUCUCUCUGGUUUAAUACGCAAAUCUGAAGUUUUAUUAUCUGUUUUUGUUUUUCCGACUAACGAUCACAAGAACUUGGAUUGGCCAAACACAGCUUAAGGAA
This is a messenger RNA of Apaloderma vittatum (bar-tailed trogon), 847 nucleotides long. RefSeq names its product coiled-coil domain containing 117 (gene CCDC117). The annotation marks the transcript as partial. The transcript is spliced from 4 exons. The record is from RefSeq and is a predicted model, not a curated record. Lineage: Eukaryota; Metazoa; Chordata; Aves; Trogoniformes; Trogonidae.